AUGAAGAACCUCCCACAACACCCUGGUUUGUUUUUACAAACAAAAUGUAGCAAGGGAUCUAAAUUGUAUCCUGCAGCUUCGCUGAUUUCACUCUCAUUGGAUGCGCUCCUGGAUUAUAAUGACAAGGAUAUUGAGGAAUCAACAUUUGAGAAACUGCGUAUAAAAUUCGUAAGAGAAAGAAAUCAACGGAAGAGGCAGCGUGAAGAAGCCCCUGCCAAAGAGAGUGACAAAGAGACACAGAAGCGAUCAAAGUUUACUGAUGAACCUCCUGUAGAAAAUGAAUCUGCUAAACCUGAAAUGCAGGAUGCUUCCAAUCCAGAAAAUGAAAAUACAAUGCCUAAGAAGGAGGCUUCUGCAGCUGGUCUCGAUGAAUCAAAUAUGGAGGACAAUACUGAUGAAGAGGAUCCAGAGGAAGAUGAUGGUGAAUAUCAGGUAACGGAUGAUACUGUGCUAUUGGAUCCUCAUGAGGCAGGAAAUGAUGAAGAGGUAGCUGAUCUGCAAGGUAAGCAUGACAAGGAGACAACUGAUGGUAUAAACAAAAUGGAGGAACCCACAGAUGAAGUAAAGAGUGAAGAUAAAACAGCUGAGACAAAUGACAAACUUGUCAGGGAAAAGAGCAAUGAUCAAGUGGCUGAGUCAGAGAAGUCUGAUGCUGCCGCAAAGGAGUCGGUUGUUGAUAAAGAACUAUUACGGGUGUGUAACUGAACCGCAUCUCUACUUAUCUAGUCGAACAUCAAGC
This is a messenger RNA of Magnolia sinica, 739 nucleotides long. RefSeq names its product protein SHORT ROOT IN SALT MEDIUM 1-like. The coding region runs from base 1 to 705 and encodes 234 amino acids. NCBI's taxonomy places the organism in Eukaryota, Viridiplantae, Streptophyta, Magnoliopsida, Magnoliales, Magnoliaceae. The transcript is spliced from 4 exons. Gene Ontology annotation, cellular component: nucleus. Gene Ontology annotation, biological process: regulation of DNA-templated transcription. The record is from RefSeq and is a predicted model, not a curated record.